Aspergillus tanneri is the source of this 1530-nucleotide messenger RNA. RefSeq names its product F-box domain protein. The record is from RefSeq and is a predicted model, not a curated record. NCBI's taxonomy places the organism in Eukaryota, Fungi, Ascomycota, Eurotiomycetes, Eurotiales, Aspergillaceae. Bases 1 to 1530 code for a protein of 509 amino acids. Gene Ontology annotation, molecular function: protein binding. The transcript has 5 exons.
AUGUAUGGUUGGAUGCAGGCUGUCUUCCUCAUUAUGGACCCGGAGGUUCAGGAGAUCCUAAUUCGUUUCGAUGGCCUAGCCUCUCCUGAUCGACGAGCUGUUUAUCGUCAGAUUUUAAGUCAGUUUAAUCUUGACGAGUGGCGCGAUGUGCGUGAUCAGUUAGAUCGAGUUUCGUUCCAUAAGGAUAUCCUAAGCGCUGUGCCUCUAGAGAUAGCCGCACAAAUAACAAAAUAUUUAGACCUGUCGGAGCUACACGUUUUCCAAAGGGUAUCUAAAGACUGGCACUCGCUGCUGACCUCUAGUUUGAUUCGGGCUGCUGUAUUUCGUCGCUAUACCGGAUACAACUACGAUAGCGUCACUGCAGGAUCCUCGGACGAAUUCUCCGCAUUUGCAAGACGAAGAGUUCGCCUGGAGCGUGGACAACCACUCUGGAAAAUUUGCGACCCGGCGUAUCUUCCACUACCUAAGCCUUGGAAUGCGACGAGUCUAGACUACUGUAAUGGACGAUAUGCAUGGAUUGAUGGCACAACCAUUGUCGUCCAUAGUCUUCACUCGAAUAUGACACAGUACUUCUGCACACAGAACAGAGAUCCCUUGAUGGAGGUGCGCCUAUCGGAAAAUGUCAUUGCAGCGACCACUCCGCGUGGAUAUUGCCAUAUUUGGGAUCUUCAAUCCGAGGAAUCGGCAUGGUUUCGUCUACCCUCAUGUCGACACAGUUUCUUUAUGGCAAGUGGAAGGAGUAUUGCUCUUGCCUUUAUUGGUAUUAUGACCAGCGAGGGUGAUUACGUCCUAUAUUGGGACCUGAACACGCGUGCUGCUCGCACGAUCAAUAUCGCAACGCACCUGGGCUACAUGGCCUUGAACUCCGAGGCUAGAAGCUUGACUACAGUUCACCUUGAGGAACGAAAUUAUUACAAUGCUUGUGUGCAACCCCAGCAUUCUCCCGCCAAGCGCGCUCACCUGCAAGUCACAAAGUAUUUAGUUGAUGAAUCUGCAACUUUUGGCCGGUCCUCAUCCUAUACUCUCGAACUGCCGGCCAUCGUAGACGCAACUGGACACGUGGAAAUACGAUACCCUGAUACAUCCCCUAAGUUUAGUGACCGGAUGGGGCUCUUCUCGGUUCGUCCACGCGAGGGUUCUCCUUCAGCUCUCUCUUCUAUGGUUACUGUCGCCUACGAUCCGCGGACCGACCAGGUCGACUUACAUGUCUUGCAACCUGAACACACCCCGUUUUAUCCAUUGUGCAUGACUUCAGUUGACCAUAACAUUCUGUACUAUAUAAAGAACGAUAAUGGUAAACCUCAGAUCUGGAUCUCCAACCCUGACGCUACUUCCCCCCAUCGCCCUUCCAAAUGCAUGAACCCCCAGCUCCCUCGAGAGGCAACCAGCAGGGUCUACUCACAUGCUACCGGCUUUGCGCUCCAUGGAGAUCGUGAAUUUAUUUUGAUGAUCGAUGAAAACGGGUUGAAAGUGUGGUGUUUUGAUGAAGCUAUUCAUAUUGACGACUACUCUUGCGUGGAAACCUUUUGA